UUCUCGCGUCAAAUUUCAUCGCCUAGUGAGAGAGAAACACAGUGUAUCGUUGCAUCUUUGGAAGCUAAAGACACUCAGUCAAUGAUUCCUCCAUAGUCGAAAUGAAUCCUCCAUAGUCGAAUCAAUCCCUAUAUUUAAUUCUUCCAACCGGCCAUGGCUUAGCAUCUUGUUCAAGGUCCGAUUCAACUCGAGCGAUCCGUGAUUCAACUCGCUAAGCUUCAGAUUUAUCCCCUACUUCGGAGGAUACAGUUGUGUUCCCUGUUCUGGUUGAAUUUCGGUUUUCGAGCGCAAUGGAGACUCAUGAGCUGCUGAAGAAGAUACAAGAGCUAGAGGAAAGUCAAGAGCAACUAAAGCAGGAGAUGUCGAGGCUCAAGGUAUCGUCGGAGCUUAGUCAGCGAUCGUAUUCGGUGUCGCCGUACCUUCCGGCGAGGAGAAACAUCGGCGAGGGAGCUCCUGCGUGGAGUAAGAGCGGCGCCGCCUCGUUUCGUCACGCUUCGCCGUUGCGGAAGCAGAACCUUAUCGAGGAUCCGAUCAGUCCCGGAGCUGGAGUAGGUGGAGGGGGACCAUCGACCGGGAACUUCACGGAUAAACAGUAUUUGAAUAUUUUGCAGUCGAUGGCACAAUCUGUUCAUGCCUUCGAUCUAAAUAUGCAAAUAAUAUUUUGGAAUGCCACGUCCGAAAAGGUUUAUGGCUACACUGCUGCAGAAGUAGUUGGGCAGAACCCACUUGAUGUUAUGGUAGAUGCUCGGGACGUUGCCUUUGCGACGAAUGUUGCUCAACGUUGUAUCAGUGGAGAGAGCUGGACUGGCGAGUUUCCUAUCAAGAGCAAAUCUGGGGAGAGAAUUUUGUCUGUCAGUACGUGUUCACCCUUCUAUGAUGAUGAGGGUACUCUCGUUGGGAUCAUUUCUAUCACAACCAGCACAGCAUCGUUUCUGAACCCGAGAAUCUCAUUGGCUAGAUUAAAGGCGCAAGAAGAUGAAACUAGCUCUAUCCCUGCAAGGAAUAGUUUUGCCUCUAAACUUGGCCUUGCCUCUGAUCAGCCGAUACAAGUUGCUUUAGCUUCAAAGAUAUCAGAUUUGGCAUCCAAGGUGAGCAACAAGGUCAGGUCGAAAAUGCGAGCAUGUGAUAGUAGUGUCACACUGUCUGAGGGUAGCACUGAUGCUACUCUCUCUGACCACAGGGACGAGGCAGCAUCAAGUAGUGCCAGUGCAGUAAGAGGGGAUUUUAUUUAUUCUCCUUUUGGUGUAUUCACAUAUAACGAUGAAAAGAUUCCUUUUAAACACUCCAAACAUUCCAGUGAUGAGAGUGAUGGAAAGUCUGCAAUCGGUAAGAUUCAGACCUCAAAAGCUAAAGAAUGGAUGGUAAAUAAAGGUCACGCAUGGCCACGGGAAGGGAAUGAGCAGGAAGGUUCAGAAGUAAGGCCUACUUCUUCUGUAUGGCGUUGGGUAAUUAAUGAACGAGAGAAAGAUAAGUCUCAUCAGAUUAAUCCCUCUUCUGGUGUUAACUCUGGAACCCAUUCCUCUGAAAGUAAUAAGCCUACCAAUAACGAGGCUUCUAGUCUGUGGUCUUCCUCUUUAGAUGCGAACAGCACAUGCAGCACCAAUAGCUGCGGAAGUACCAACAGCAGUGUUAUGAACAAGAUUGAUGGAGAUAGCGAUUGCUUGGAAUAUGAAAUCUUAUGGGAUGAUUUGACAAUCAGAGAAGAAAUCGGAAAAGGUUCAUGUGGAACUGUCUAUCAUGGUCUCUGGUUUGGAUCCGAUGUAGCUGUAAAAAUGUUCACCAAACAAGAAUAUUCGGAAGAGGUCAUGCAAUCUUUUAGACAAGAGGUAUCGUUGAUGAAAAUACUGAGACAUCCUAAUGUUCUCCUGUUUAUGGGAGCUGUGACUUCACCUCCGCGCCUCUGUAUAGUGUCAGAGUUCCUUCCACGGUUCUGUCUCAUCUCUUUUGGUUACCACUCUCGCUUUUUUUUUGUGCUUUUUUCGGCCUCAAGCCAUAGCUCCCCUUGGGCCCAAUCAAUAGUUACUAUUUGCAGUGGAAGUCUCUUCCGUCUACUACAGAAGAGAACGUCAAAACUGGAUUGGAGGCGGCGUAUCCACAUGGCCUUGGACAUUGCUCGCGGUAUGAAUUAUCUUCAUUGUUGUAAUCCACCCAUCAUCCAUCGUGAUUUGAAGUCGUCAAAUCUGCUGGUAGACAGGAACUGGACCGUUAAGGUAGCUGACUUUGGUCUUUCCCGUAUCAAGCAUGAGACAUACCUAACAUCCAAGUCCGGGAAGGGAACGCCUCAAUGGAUGGCACCGGAAGUUCUACGAAAUGAAUCUGCUGAUGAGAAGUCUGAUAUUUACAGCUUUGGAGUAGUACUUUGGGAGCUUGCCACAGAGAAGAUUCCAUGGGAAACUCUCAACUCUAUGCAGGUGAUCGGAGCUGUGGGGUUCAUGAACCGGAGGUUGGAAAUUCCGAAGGACAUUGAUCCUUGUUGGAUCUCAUUAAUGGAGAGCUGUUGGCACAGCGAUACAAAACUGAGACCCACAUUCCAAGAAGUGAUGGGGAAACUAAGAGACCUGCAAAGAAAGUAUACAAUUCAGUUCCAAGCGACUCGUGCUGGGUUACUUGACAACCCUCUCCUCGAGGACAACUAAACAAGUUACACCCUUUCCUCUUAUGCCAUUAUGUUCCUCAAUUCACCGCUUCAAGACUCAAAGUCUGUUCAUAAACGCAAAGAAAGAUAGAUAAAUGGUCUAGUUUGAGCAGCAACAAUGGAUGCUGUUCUGGUGUGCCAAUGUCUUCCGUCAAUGAACAAGUUUGAGCAGCAACAAUGGAUGCUGUUCUGGUGUGCCAAUGUCUUCCGUCAAUGAACAAGUUUAUGGCGUGGGAGAUUGGAUUCUCUCCGCUGGUUUAAACGUAGUCUUCCCCAUUACUGUACCAAAUUCAUAUAUUUGCUCAUCUUUCCAUGUCCUGACACAAAUGUUAUAUACUGUUAGCUAGUGAGACCCACUCUGCGCUCUGACAACUUGAGCAGCAGGAACAGAACUUUUCUCUUAUGGGAUUUUUUUUCUUACAUCUUAUUGGUAUUUUGUAGGAUGAAGAGCAGAGACGACGGAGCCAUUGGAUCGCUCUUCGCGGACCUUCUCGCUGUAAGUGGGAUGCUCACUAAACAAGAGAUGGGUUACCUCGCUCGAUCCAUCGGUUUAAUCGGGGUAGCUCUCCUAACCGGACACAUACAUCUUGUUCAUAAAUGGGUGCAGGCACGCAUUCGAUCAGAUAGAGUCUGAAGCACCCUCUGUACCGAGACCCGUGGGAAGAUGUCUUGAAGAACAAGUUAUUAAAUCUCUGAAUAUUAUCUGUAAUAUCAGUAUGUUUUCGUUGUAAAUUCACAUAACUUCCUGGUUAUUAUUACAUCGAAGU
Molecule: messenger RNA, 3402 nt
Organism: Eutrema salsugineum
Lineage: Eukaryota; Viridiplantae; Streptophyta; Magnoliopsida; Brassicales; Brassicaceae
Product: probable serine/threonine-protein kinase SIS8
Exons: 12
Coding region: 291-2636 (781 amino acids)
Biological process (GO): protein phosphorylation; regulation of DNA-templated transcription
Molecular function (GO): protein kinase activity; ATP binding
Source: RefSeq, a predicted model, not a curated record